AUUUAAACAGUGCGUUACCGUUUGACAUGGGUCCAAGGUCAAUCAGUUUAGCUGCGCAACUUUCUCCUGAAAUAUCACGCCUGCUUCAGAAGUCUGAUUUGAAUGUUGAAGAAUUACAAAAAGUUCAAAAUUAUCUGCGUGUUAACCCUCAACACCUUAUUCAUCACAGUAGUCGGUUGGAAGUAUUGAUUACUAAAGUAAUUAACCCUGUGGAAUGUAAUUGUCCGGCAAAAGAUUCUACUCACCUCAGCGUAUUAUGUGACAGGGAAAGUAAAGAUGAGAAGAUUCAGCUAGCAGCUGCAUGUUUCUCGCUGAUGCCUUUCUUAAAAUUCUCACCACAACGUCUUCACGACUAUCAGUUACGCCUAGCUAGAUGCCUCUGUGAAACAUUGUGUGGUCUACUUGAAAUCAACCGUUUGCCACACGCAACUUUGUCGACAGUCCAAGCUUAUUUAAAUUCAAAAGUUGAUUGUUUUCUAUGCAUAACUCCAGUAGACAAGAUGCAAAAGUUUCCCAAUGACUUCGCUGAUUUAUUGUAUAUGCGUGCUGAUUUUUUCAUUUAUUGCCUGCGUUCCAUCUUUCUGCGUGAUUCAAUGGCACAUAUCAAUAUCUGCUUGCCCACUUUCAUGUCUAUAUUUAACAGUUUCUUCGAAGUGAAUUUGACGGAUAAUGAAAAUAUACCAGGUCGUUUACUGGUAAGUUCUAGUCGUCUAAUGUUGUGUUUGAAUACUGUAUGUGAAACGCUAGGGACGCUUGUUAUGCCUGCUGUUCCAUGCCUUUUGACUAUCAUCACUUAUCAUCUAGAAUGGACUGUAGAUUGGAGACUCGAUGCUAGACAUAUGGAAUAUUUCGUACGUCUACGUUUAGCGGCUAUUUCCUGUUUGCUUCGUCUCGUGGCCAAGAACAUGAAGUUUUCGUACUCAUACUUUAUGGAAGUGAUGCCACGUAUAGUUUCACAAUUGGUUCAUGAUCUCCAAUGUGUUUCUUCUGUGUAUCAGAGUAUGUAUUCAGUUAAAUCUGGCAGCAUGGCACCCGUCGGUGAUGUUUUGAAGUCUUCAGGAGUUAAUUUUGGAUUGUUCGAAAAGCGUGUAACACUAGCAGUCUUGCUUCUCGUGGAGUACAUAUUCAAAGACCCAGGAAUAUUGCGUUAUGCGGCUCUUUGUGAAACUAAAUCUAUGAUGAACAUAGAUUGUGUAACCAGUAAUGGACUUCCUGUCAAUAGAGCAUCUAUUUGUAAUGAGUUUAGCCGCCUCUUUCUGAGUAUCAGCAAUAUUAUCUCACAUAUUAAUGCUGUUCUAAGUCGUGGAAUUCCUUGUUUUCAACGACAGGACAAGAUAACUAAUAUGGUGACAGUAAGUCCACCAGUACUUAUUGCUUUUGCGAAGACAUCUGUUUCCUGCGCUAUAUCCAUCCAUAAUCAAACGUUCCGGUUGACUGUUCUAAAGUUCCUUAACAACCUAAUAAGACAUCCAGACAAUGCAAUAAGCUUGACUGCAAUGGAAUAUUUUCAUCGAUUAUCUAGUUUAAAUCUCGACAAACCCGUUAGUCAUGAAAAUUCGGAGCUUAAUUCGGAUAAUCAUUUACACGAUACAUUUGUACAUCAGCCCAAGCUUGUUUUACAAAAGGAGUAUACAAAUGUUUGUGUCGAGCAUGACUCUGAAGUGCAUUCUUGUAUCAACAAUAAUUCUAUUUCCCCACAAGAUGAGCUACCCUUUAAACGCCCUCGAGUUACAGAAACACAAACAGUUAAUCAGACCAAGACAAAAUCCCCGGAUACUAAACAUGUUGAGGCAGAGUUUGAGGUCUCACCAUUUGAAAUCCACAAGCUGGAUCAAAUGUCAGAUGAUCAAACUUCCACACGUUCAUCAGAUGUUUCCAGUCUUCUAACUGCUUUCGAUCCGACUUUUGUGUAAAGUUUCGUAAUUUCAUCCAUUCUUUUGUAAAUAAAAUGUAAAUUGUGAUUGUCCUUA
Heterobilharzia americana is the source of this 1970-nucleotide messenger RNA. Lineage: Eukaryota; Metazoa; Platyhelminthes; Trematoda; Strigeidida; Schistosomatidae. The record is from the annotation of a GenBank genome assembly.